Molecule: messenger RNA, 1767 nt
Organism: Austrofundulus limnaeus
Lineage: Eukaryota; Metazoa; Chordata; Actinopteri; Cyprinodontiformes; Rivulidae
Product: glycogen debranching enzyme
Biological process (GO): glycogen biosynthetic process; glycogen catabolic process
Molecular function (GO): 4-alpha-glucanotransferase activity; amylo-alpha-1,6-glucosidase activity
Source: RefSeq, a predicted model, not a curated record
CCCCUCGGUCUGCUUGUUGUUUCAGCUGUAUUACUGCAGUGACAGCUCGCUGAAGGACACACGGCUCUCCUCCUGUUGCUGUGACACACACGGACACAACAGACAGGAGACCACGACCCUGUUCACUUUGAGCAGAACCACAUAAUGCUGCCUCAGCACCUGAAGCAAAUCAGAGUCCUUAUGCUGAACAACAAGGAAAGUCUGGAAAGAACUUUGUUCAGACUUGAACAAGGUUUUGAGUUGCAGUUCCGCUUGGGUCCAAGCCUUCAGGGGAGAAAGGUUAUAGUUCACACCAACUACCCGCCUGAAGGACAAGCCUUUAACCGCAACAGCUUCCGUGUUUUAGCAUGGAACUAUCCAACAGGAAAGGAGGAGGAUUCUGAUAAGUUCUGCUCACUGGAGCUCAAGACUGCUGGAUCCUACCAGUACUACUUUGGAUACAAAGGGGAGGAGAGGUUAGGAGGAGGCUACAUUGUUGUCGACCCUGUCCUUCGUGUUGGCGUAGACAACCAUGUCCUCCCAUUGGACUGCAUCACCAUCCAGACAUACCUGUCCAAAUGUCUGGGACAUCUGGACGACUGGACAGACAGACUGAGAGUGGCCAAGGAGUCAGGGUACAACAUGAUCCACUUCACUCCUCUGCAGACUUUAGGAGAGUCCAGGUCCUGCUACUCCUUAGCUGACCAGCUAACGUUCAGCCCUGAGUUCAGCCCAAAGGGUCUCAGUUAUACCUGGGAGGAUGUGGGGGCUCUGGUGGAGAAGCUAAGGACAGAGUGGAAUGUGCUGUCCAUUACUGAUGUGGUGUACAACCACACAGCUGCAAACAGUGUGUGGAUCAAAGAKCACCCAGAGUGUGGCUAUAAUCUGGUCAACUCUCCUCAUCUGCGUCCUGCCUGGCUGUUGGACAGAGCUAUCUGGCAUCUCACCACCAAGGUUGCUGAUGGCCUSUACAAAGACAAAGGACUUCCUCCUGACAUUACCAAUGAAAGCCAUCUGAAUGCAAUUCGCAGUGUGUUUUGGAAAGAUGUUUUUCCCCAGAUCAAACUGGAGGAAUUCUUCCAGGUCAAAGUGGAAAAAGUUGUGGAGGUCUUCAGAGUCCUGCUGCAAAAUGGCAGUAAGCCCGAUCAUGUUAAGUCUGGAGGAAAGAAGGAGCUGAAGAUCAUCCAGGACCCAGAGUAUCGUCGUUUUGGCAGCACAGUAGACUUGGACUGUGCUUUGGAAACAUUUGUGCCUCACAGCUCAUCUCCACAGCAAAUAGAGGAGUGCUGUGGAAGGCUGAAAAACAGGCUCAAUGAGCUAAAUGAAGAACAGAACCACAUUGUGCACCAGCAUCAAGAGCAGGCAGUCAACUGUGUUGUGGGGAACAUUGUGUAUGAACGUCUGGCUGACCAUGGUCCCAAACUGGGUCCUGUUACCAGGAAAACUCCUCUAGUCACCAGGUAUUUCACCUUCCCAUAUGAAGAMAUGAGUUUUGAACAAGAGCUGGAGCUGCUGGACCAUCCAGAAAAGAUUAGCCACUUCUUGGCUCACAACGGUUGGGUGAUGGGUGAUGAUCCACUGCGCAACUUUGCUGAACCAGGCUCAAAUGUUUACCUGCGUCGGGAGCUGAUCUGCUGGGGUGACAGUGUCAAACUCCGCUAUGGUAGUGGACCUGAAGAUUGUCCAUACCUUUGGGACCACAUGCAGAAGUACACUGAAACCACAGCCAAAUAUUUCCAUGGAGUCCGACUGGACAACUGCCACUCUACACCAUUACAUGUUGCUGAG